AGUCUGCUCAACAGCUUGUUAUUUGGUGGAUUGUGGCAGUAAAUCGGGGCGAGUGGGGAACCCGGUGCUGGAACUGCUGCCGCGGCCGGGAGCUGGGCUGCCGGGACGGGGGGCCUCGGCGGCCCGAGAGGCGGAGGACGCGAGGGCUGACAGCGCGCACCUCGCCCGCAGCCGCGACAGAGAGGAGAACUCGUGGAGCUGGAGCCCCACAGAUCCCCGGUGAAAAUGAAGGCGGCCGACGAGCCUGCCUACCUGACUGUGGGCACGGACGUCAGUGCCAAGUACCGAGGCGCCUUCUGUGAGGCGAAGAUCAAGACUGUGAAAAGACUGGUGAAGGUUAAGGUACUCCUGAAACAGGAUAAUACAACACAAUUGGUGCAAGAUGACCAAGUCAAGGGUCCUUUAAGAGUUGGAGCAAUUGUUGAAACAAGGACGCCUGACGGAUCCUUUCAGGAAGCCGUUAUCAGCAAGUUGACCGAUGCCAGCUGGUACACUGUGGUGUUUGAUGAUGGUGACGAGAGAACGCUGCGACGGACCUCUCUGUGCCUAAAGGGGGAGAGGCACUUUGCAGAGAGUGAGACCCUUGAUCAGCUUCCAUUAACAAAUCCUGAGCAUUUUGGAACUCCAGUAAUUGCAAAGAAGACGAACAGGGGAAGGAGGUCCUCACUUCCUGUUAACGAAGACGAGAAGGAAGAAGAAAGUAGUGAAGAGGAAGAUGAAGAUAAGCAUCGGCUCAAUGAUGAAUUAUUAGGAAAAGUUGUGAGUGUGGUUUCCACACCCGAAAGGACUGAAUGGUACCCUGCUUUGGUAGUCUCGCCCGGCUGUAAUGAUGACAUCACAGUGAAGAAGGACCAGUGCUUAGUUCGAUCAUUUAUUGAUUCUAAAUUUUAUGCUAUAGCAAGGAAAGAUAUUAAGGAAAUAGACAUUCUCAGUCUGCCGGAAUCUGAGCUGUCUACUAAACCAGGGCUACAGAAAGCAAGUACCUUCUUAAAAGCUAGAAUUGUUCCUGACAAUUGGAAAAUGGAUCUAAGUGAAAUCCUCGAGUCAUCCAGUAGUGAUGAUGAAGAUGGCCCGGCAGAGGAAAACGAUGAGGAGAAGGAAAAGGAAACCAAAAAGGAAGAAGAGGAGGCGCCUGAGGAAGAACUUGAUCCUGAAGAGAGGGACAACUUCCUCCAACAGCUUUAUAAGUUUAUGGAAGACAGAGGUACUCCAAUCAACAAACCACCUGUUUUGGGCUAUAAAGAUCUCAAUCUCUUCAAACUUUUUAGACUGGUCUACCAUCAGGGUGGAUGUGACAAUAUCGAUAGUGGUGCUGUAUGGAAGCAAAUUUAUAUGGACCUUGGCAUUCCUAUUUUGAAUUCAGCUGCUUCUUACAAUGUAAAAACUGCUUAUAGAAAGUAUCUCUAUGGUUUUGAAGAGUACUGCCGCUCUGCUAAUAUUAGAUUUAGAACCAUUCAUCACCAUGAGCCAAAAGUAAAAGUGGAAAAAAAAGACUUAGACGAAUCAAUGGCAGAGGCUCUAACAGUAGAUCCAGAAAUGCCGUUAGUAGAAGUAAAGAGUGAGCUGGAGGAGAAUACUGAUUCAAACAGUGAGAGUGAAAGAGAAGAGAUCGAAUUAAAAUCUCCCAGGGGCCGAAGGAGAAUUGCUCGAGACGUAAAUUCUAUUAAAAAGGAAUUUGAAGAAGAGAAAACAGAGGACAAAUUAAAAGAUAAUGAUACAGAAAAUAAGGAUGUAGAUGAUGACUAUGAAACUGCAGAGAAAGAAGAAAACGGGCUAAUACUGGGGAGAAAAAAUACACCAAAGCCAAAAGAGAAGAAAGUCAAAAAGCAAGAGGGCUCCGACCGAGACUCAGAGGGCGAGGAAGAGAAGAGCCAAGAGAGGGAAGAAACCGAGAGCAAGUGUGACUCUGAAGGGGAGGAAGACGAGGAAGACGCAGAACCCUGUCUAACAGGAACCAAGGUGAAAGUAAAAUACGGACGAGGAAAAACUCAGAAAAUUUACGAAGCCAGCAUUAAAAGCACUGAAAUUGAUGAUGGAGAAGUUUUAUACUUGGUACAUUACUAUGGAUGGAAUGUCAGGUAUGAUGAGUGGGUGAAGGCUGACAGGAUCAUCUGGCCUUUGGACAAAGGUGGACCAAAGAAAAAACAAAAGAAGAAAGCUAAGAACAAAGAAGAUGGUGAGAAGGAAGACAAGCGGGAGGAGGACAGGCAGAAGACGAAGCGGGGCCGGCCUCCUUUAAGGUCUGCCCUCUCCUCCAGCUUGCCCUUCGGGUUAUCUAGGACGGCAAACAGUGACGGAAAAUCAGACUCUUGUUCAUCUGAUAGUGAAACAGAAGACCCUUUAGAGAAGAGUUUGAUCAGUGAAGAACUGUUUCCUGAUUCUAAAGAAGAACUAGAAAAAGCUGACACUGUAAAUGAUGACACGCUCGACGAGGAGACCGCGAAGAUGGCUGCACAUGCGCUCCGGGAGCCAGACAGGACGCCUGGGCCGCGGCCAGAAUCCCUGCAGCCCGAGGCCGGCGAGGAUGAGCAGGUGGCCCAGCUUUUCGGAAGCAAAGUGGAGCAGAGUGAGGACGUCAAGAAGGACCCAGAGAAGUCGCCAAAGGGCAAGGGAAGGCGAAGCAAGACAAAAGAGAUCUCCUUAGAAAUCCUGAAGCUGGCGUCCUUUGGCCCAGGGGAGGCCGGGAGUGAGGCUCCGGGGGAAGGCCCGGCGCCCGACCUUUCCUCACUGGACAGCAAGAGCUCGGCUCCCGCGGUCGAGGAUGAAGUCGACCCAUACGGGAAGGACAGAAGGUUGAAGCGGAAACUGCCCGGGCAGCCGUCCCCGGAGAAGAAAGCCAGAAUGGAGAACGGGCUGGGCGCGGCCGGCAGCGCUGCGCAGGAGCGCACGGGGGCCGGGGACAGCGAGGCCCCGGGGAGCCCAGAGCACACGGGGGUCCCCCCUGCCCGCUGCCCCUGCGUGCAGGACGCGGCUGCGGGUGUCGCGCCGCUGCGGGACGAGGAUGACGCCCUGCCGCUGAUCGGGCCCGAGACCCUGGUGUGCCACGAGGUGGACCUGGACGACCUGGACGACAGGGACAGGACCAGCGUGGAGGAGACUGGCUCCCCGGGCCCCGGGCCACCCGGGCUCCCCGCGGCCGCCUCCCCGCUUGCCCUCAGCCAGGACGGGUCCCGGAGCGAGAGCGACACCACGGUCGAGGUGGACGGCGUGGCCCUGGAGGUGGACAGCGUGGCCGAGGAGCCGCAGGAGGGCCUCUGCGAGCCGGAGCCGGGGGCGGCCGGUGGGCUGGACGUGGGCCCCACCGCUUGCAGCGAACCCGCGCCGGACCGGGAGGGCAGAGAGAAGGGUCAGAAAAGACCAAGUGAUGGAAAUAGUGGAUUAAUGGCAAAAAAACAAAAGCGUACCCCAAAACGAACAAGUGCCGUAGCCAAAAAUGAAAAGAACGGAGCAGGGCAGAGCAGCGAUAGUGAGGACCUCCCUGCCAUGGACACCUCUAGUAAAUGUACUCCAGUAAAGCAUCUUAGUGCCCCGAAGCCACCAAAGCUUGCGCGCUCUCCUGCCAGGAUCUCUCCUCACAUCAGAGAUGGCGAGAAGGAGAAGCAGAGAGAAAGGCAUCCCAAUUCCUCCCCGCGGACAUAUAAGUGGAGCCUUCAACUCAGUGAAUUAGAUAACAUGAACAGUACAGAAAGAAUCUCUUUUCUCCAAGAAAAACUACAGGAAAUCAGAAAAUACUACAUGUCUUUGAAGUCUGAAGUUGCAACCAUAGACAGGAGGAGAAAAAGAUUAAAAAAGAAAGACAGAGAAGUGUCUCACGUGGGAGCCUCCAUGUCAUCGGCUUCCUCCGACACUGGAAUGAGUCCCUCCUCGUCAUCGCCCCCACAAAACGUCCUUGCCGUAGAAUGCAGGUGAUACACAUUUCCUCUGCCUUCCAGCGAUGUGCUGCCAUGGACAUAGCUUCCACAAUCCCAAUGGACAACCACAGAAAGCACUCAGCUGGUUUCACAUUGCUAAGUAGAUCCUGUACACUUCCCCGGACUGGAUUUAUCUGUUCCCUCCUGUCUUGUUUUCCUUGUUGCAAAACCAAGCUGAUAAAUAAUUGAAGGUUAGGCAGCCUGCCAUAUUUGUCAGAAGUUUCCCUCUUCAUUUCUUUUUCAUUUUUGGUGAUACAGAAAAAAGGGCACUUAGCAAAUUUGAAUUUGUAUGAUAAAGCUUUCAGGUGUUACUGAAAUCAUAGACAAGCAAGUGCACAUGAUAAACACCAACAUCUUAUCCAGCUGAAUAGUUACUGCUGCACUUUCACUAGGAUGUGUUUGGACACUUGGUGAGUGGGGGGUUUAUAUUUUGUUUUUUAUUGUUGUUUUUUUUUUUUCUAGUGGAAGCACUUGCUUUUUAGAACUGCCAAAGUCGAUGUUCAGCAGCGUGCCCAGGUUUAAAGGUGUAAAUGGGACAAAAUAAAUUGUGAAAGGAAGUGUAGUUGACUGAAAAUUACAGUGGUAAUAAGUCUUCCACUUUUUAUAGGACUUUUGAGCACACAAUUAUGCAAAUAUUUUAAUGUUUAUUAAUGUGUACAGUGGAAUUGUGAAUAAGUUUUCAGUGGACUAUCUUAUCCCUUGACAAAAAUAUUUUGUCUUUUUUCUAUGUAAUUUCAGAGUUUUUAUUUUGUUACAAAAAUACAAAAAUGAAAUAUAUAACAACAAUGAAGUUAUUUAACAAGAUUUCUAAAGCUGAAAUUUUUGUGUAAAAUAAGGUAUUAUCUUGCAACUUGUUAAAUAUAUUUAUUCAGACAUUGGAUGUUGUAUUUUUAUGUAUUUUUAAAAAUAUUAAUAAAAUGGAAAAAAAGACACCUCUAGGUUAAUUCACUCUUUGGAUGACACUAGCUUGCAGCUGUCCGUUUUUCAGGCGGGUGCGUUCAGUAACCCCACCUGUGCAAGGGGGUCUGUCCUGCAAACAGAGCAGAACUGUAAACGGGCAUCUGGGUUGUUAAAGUGAGUCGUUAAUUAGAAACUUUGGCAGUCCUAGUAUUUAAACUUUCUUGAGGAUCAAAGCUUGGUUGCCCUUAAACUGCUUUGUCACAGCGUUUAUGUUUGCUAUACUGCCGAAUAAAUUUAUAUCUCCCGAAGUUGAGAUGCAACAAAUAAGUAAAGCAAUUAUGUAUGCUUUGUCUGUGAAUUGUUCCACAGACUGAUACAUCUUGUAAAUAAUUCUUCCACAACCAUGUAUUUAAAGCAGUUUUGCAUAUACAUUAUGUAAAAAGGUGAUUUUUUUAAGAGCAAUUUUUAAAUUCAUGUUUAUACAUUGAGAAGGUUUUUUAAACCUCCUUUUCUGUGUUUCAUAUGCUGUAGAGUAUUGAUCUAGAUGCUCUAGAUUGUAUAUCACGAUCUUAUUUACAAGGACAAAGUCAGAGCUAACCCUAGUGAUGGCACAUAGCUUACUGAUAUCAUUGUUUCCUAAGUUCACUUUACCAUAUUGUGAAUUUGUGAUUCAGAUUCCUUCCAUCUUCUCAAAGAAUUAAAAACAAAAAAGUACCCUUGUAAAAUGCACUUUUCUGUCUUUUCUUUGCAAAGCAGAAGUAUUUCAAUGUAAAAUAAAAAUGGAGCUCAGCGGUCAGUAUUAAUAAAGGCCAUGUUUUAAACA
Molecule: messenger RNA, 5634 nt
Organism: Chinchilla lanigera (long-tailed chinchilla)
Lineage: Eukaryota; Metazoa; Chordata; Mammalia; Rodentia; Chinchillidae
Gene: Arid4a
Product: AT rich interactive domain 4A (RBP1-like)
Exons: 24
Coding region: 226-3909 (1227 amino acids)
Biological process (GO): regulation of transcription by RNA polymerase II
Cellular component (GO): nucleus
Molecular function (GO): transcription cis-regulatory region binding
Source: RefSeq, a predicted model, not a curated record